Tuber aestivum (summer truffle) is the source of this 1889-nucleotide messenger RNA. Lineage: Eukaryota; Fungi; Ascomycota; Pezizomycetes; Pezizales; Tuberaceae. The record is from the annotation of a GenBank genome assembly.
AUGCCGUUCGGAAAAAUCUAUACUUAUCCUGUGAGUAGCCGACGUUCUCUGCUCCGUUCUUUGUUCGUGUGAAUUUUUUUUUUUUUUUUUUGCUUGAUGCAUCCUUCUUCACUGAGUCAUUGGCUAAUUUGGGGGUAAAAAUAAAAAUGUGUAUAUAUGUCGUAGCAAAACCCUCGCACCACGGCACUAUUGGCUGUCGCUAAGGAGAAUGGACUUGAAAUCGAGAUCGUUCGCGAGGAGCCUGCUAAGGGUGUGAGUGCGGAAUACCUGAAGGUCAACCUUCUUGGAAAGGUUCCCACCUUCCAGGGCGAUGAUGGAUUCGUUCUGUCCGAGUGCAUUGCCAUCGCCGUUUACCGUGAGUGCUGCAUAUUUCCGGUGUGCUGUUUUGGGGAUGGCUUCUCCGCGUCCACUGAGGAAGGCUGGAGUUCAUUUGUCGCGUUGCCUAUGAUGCGGCGCCCUCUCUAUAGCUGUGGGCUGUGCUUACAAGUGUUGUUACAGUUGCCUCCCAGAACGAGAAGACCACUCUGCUGGGAAAAACUAAGCAAGACUAUGCGUCGAUUCUGAGAUGGAUGUCCUUUGCCAAUAGCGAGGUUUUGUCGAAUCUUGGAGGCUGGUUCCGUCCCCUGAUUGGGCGUGACCCAUACAACAAGAAGAACGUUGAUGCUGCUCAGGCUGCUACUCUCAAGGUUGUUGGUGUCCUUGAGAAGCACCUCCUCACUCGGACUUUCUUGGUUGGCGAGAGGCUUACACUUGCUGAUUUGUUUGCUACCUCAAUUAUUGCUCGUGGAUUCCAAUACGUAAGUUUGGCGCAGACCGGAUCCCAGCGGCUCAACAUCUAAUUCGGAAUCACAGGUCUUCGGCAAGGAGUUCCGUCGGGAGUAUCCCUGUAUCACCCGUUGGUACGAGCUGGUUCACAAUCAGCCUAUAUACACCGCUGUCGCUGGCAAACUGGAAUUCAUUGACGAGGCUGUCAAGUACACCCCUCCCAAGAAGGAGCCGAAGAAACAGGAACCAAAGAAAGAGGCUCCCAAGGCUGCCCCUAAGCCCAAGGUCGAAGAGGAGGAGGAGGAGGAGGAUAAGCCCGCUCCUAAGCCCAAGCACCCCUUGGAGGCUUUGGGAAGAUCUACCUUCGUUCUGGACGAUUGGAAGAGGAAGUACUCUAACUCUGAAACACCUGAGGCCCUUGCCUGGUUUUGGGAGAAUGCCAACCUGGAGGAGUACUCUCUCUGGAGGGUCAACUACAAGUACAAUCCCGAGUUGACUCAGGUCUUCAUGUCUAGCAACUUGAUCGGGUUGGUUCUGUCCCCGGAAACUUAUUUUGGCGGGAUACUAAUGGGAUGGUUUUUAGUGGCUUCUUCAACCGCCUGGAGGCUUCCCGUAAGUACAUCUUCGGAUCUGCCAGCGUGUAUGGCGUAUCCGGGGACUCCGCCAUCACCGGGUCCUUUGUUAUCCGCGGACAGGAGGCUCCCCCUGCUUUCGAUGUAGUGAGUCAUGCUAGAUUUCUAACUCGUGGGCCAGACCCCAUGCUAAUUUAUACACUAGGCACCUGACUGGGAGAGCUACGAGUAUAUUAAGCUCGACCCUAAGGACUCUGACGACAAAAAAUUUGUUGAGGACACCUGGAGCUGGGAGCGUCCUGUCACCGUAGAUGGCAAGGUUAGUAAUGUCAUUCACGUGACGCGUCUUUUUUAUAGCAAGGAUUUGAAAUAGUAAUCUGACUAACUGGUUUCGUCACGAACAGAACUUCGAUUGGGCUGAUGGCAAGGUCUUCAAGUAGGGGUCUGAGGGACCAAUGAGGUUUGGGAUUCUUUUCUGGGCGAACUAAUUAGAUAAUUAGUGUUCUGGAGCAAUUCCAUCAAAAAUGGAAUAAAUGAUCUUAAUUAUAAGGU